AUGGAGGGGCCGAAAACCCUGGGCCCCUGUGGCCACUACCACCCUCAGUGCCCCCAGACCCCAGCACUGUGCCACGGACGAUGCCUGGAGCAGCCCUGCCAAGGAUUUGUAAGGGGGCCCUGCCUGGCCCCGCUGUUCUCCAUGUACCCAGUGGGGUCUGUGAGGCCCUUCCCAGUCCCAGAUCGGAGGGUGGGGGCCCAGGUAGAGGGCGAGGCAUAUGGGGGCACCCCUUUGGUGCAGAAACCAGUGGGAGGGACCCCAGCCUCGUCCAGGGCAGAGCCUCCCCAGCCCCAGAGGCCGCCGCUGAUGCCUACAGAGCUCUCCCCUGUCCAGCUGGAGCAGGAGAACCGGUGUUUGAGAAAACAGAACCAGGACCUGCAACAGCAGCUGGGGGCGCUCAUGGGGCCGAGGUACCAGUUUCUGCCCUUGAAAAAGGCCACCCGCCCUGACCCCGCCCUCUCCACGCUCCGCCCCCAGCACGAGCUGCAGCAGAUCCGGCUGUGCUUCGAGAGGAAGAAGAUGGCCAUCACUGAGGUGUGGGACGGCGUGGCUGAGGUGCACCUGGCACUGAGCAACCAGGCCACCGGGCUGCUGAACCUCAAGAAGGACAUCCGGGGCGUGCUGGAGCAGAUGGAGGACAUCCAGCUGGAGAUUCUGGGGGACCAGGCCCAGGGCCACCCCCGGGUCAAGAAGGAAGAGCAGCUGACUUGCAUACCGAAGGCGAAGCCACAGGUGGGCUGUUCGGAGGGCUUCAAAGGCCAGCUCUGGCUGCUGGCCCUGAGACUGCUGCUGGGUGCCCUGCUGGCCUGCAUCACCGCCUACGUGUACGUGGUGGACCCCAUGCCCUUCGAAGGGCUGGUGCCACCCUUGCUGAGCCGAGCCGCCGUCUGGAAGCUCCGGGGCCUCCUGGGCCCCUUUCUGCACCUCGAGGUGGACGACUUCCUGCCCUUCUAGGA
This is a messenger RNA of Echinops telfairi (small Madagascar hedgehog), 956 nucleotides long. RefSeq names its product coiled-coil domain containing 188 (gene CCDC188). The transcript has 9 exons. The record is from RefSeq and is a predicted model, not a curated record. Lineage: Eukaryota; Metazoa; Chordata; Mammalia; Afrosoricida; Tenrecidae. Bases 1 to 954 code for a protein of 317 amino acids.